Nycticebus coucang (slow loris) is the source of this 404-nucleotide messenger RNA. RefSeq names its product ubiquitin-like. Gene Ontology annotation, biological process: protein ubiquitination; modification-dependent protein catabolic process. Gene Ontology annotation, cellular component: nucleus; cytoplasm. The transcript has a single exon. Gene Ontology annotation, molecular function: protein tag activity; ubiquitin protein ligase binding. The record is from RefSeq and is a predicted model, not a curated record. Bases 30 to 263 code for a protein of 77 amino acids. Lineage: Eukaryota; Metazoa; Chordata; Mammalia; Primates; Lorisidae.
UCCCCCUGGUCCUCUGUCUGAGAGGUGGCAUGCAGAUUUUCGUGAAGACCCUGACCGGCAAGACCAUCACCUUGGAGGUGGAGCCCAGUGACACCAUUGAGAAUGUUAAGGCCAAGAUACAAGAUAAAGAAGGUAUCCCUCCUGACCAGCAGAGGCCCAUCUUUGCAGGCAAGCAGCUUGAAGAUGGUCGUACUCUUUCUGACUACAAUAUCCAGAAAGCGUCAACCCUGCACCUGCUCCUCUGUCUGAGGGGCGGCUGUUAAUUCUUCAGUCUUACAUUCACAGUGCCCAAUGAUGGCAUUGCUCUGCACUAUACCAUUUGCCCCAAUUUAAGUUUAGAAAUUACCAGUUUCAGUAAUAGCUGAACCUGUUCAAAAUGUUAAUAAAGGUUUUGCUGCAUGGUA